Molecule: messenger RNA, 1144 nt
Organism: Oncorhynchus tshawytscha (Chinook salmon)
Lineage: Eukaryota; Metazoa; Chordata; Actinopteri; Salmoniformes; Salmonidae
Product: transmembrane emp24 domain-containing protein 4-like
Exons: 5
Coding region: 61-723 (220 amino acids)
Biological process (GO): positive regulation of canonical NF-kappaB signal transduction; Golgi organization; endoplasmic reticulum to Golgi vesicle-mediated transport
Cellular component (GO): COPII-coated ER to Golgi transport vesicle; endoplasmic reticulum; Golgi apparatus
Source: RefSeq, a predicted model, not a curated record
AGCAGCUGGUUGCAUUUACUACACUGACCCUGCUGCAGGGGACAACAAAGCUGAUUUGACAUGAUGCUCACUGCACCUGGCGCUGGAAUUAUCAUAUUAUUUGCUUGGCUCUCUCCAAGUUACGCUCUCUAUUUUCACAUUGGAGAGACGGAGAAAAAAUGCUUCAUAGAGGAAAUUCCAGAUGAGACUAUGGUUAUUGGGAAAUACAGGACCCAGCUGUGGGACAAGCAGAUGAGAUCCUUCCUCCAAACCACCCCUGGCCUUGGAGUGCAUGUGGAGAUCAAAGAUCCGGAUACUAAGACGAUUCUGUCUCGUCAGUAUGGGUCAGAUGGACGGUUCACCUUUACUUCCCAUACACCAGGCGAGCACCAGAUCUGCCUGCACUCCAACUCCACCAAGAUGGCCCUUUUUGCUGGUGGCAAACUGAGAGUCCACCUGGAUAUUCAGGUUGGUGAACAUACCAACAACUACCCUGAAAUCGCAGCAAAGGACAAGCUCACAGAGCUGCAAUUGAGAGCUCGACAAUUACUGGACCAAGUAGAACAAAUCCAGAAAGAGCAGAACUAUCAGCAGUAUCGUGAGGAGCGGUUCCGCAUGACGAGUGAGAGCACCAAUCAGCAUGUGCUUUGGUGGUCUAUAGCUCAGACACUUAUCCUCAUCUUCACUGGCAUCUGGCAGCUCAAGCACCUCAAGAGCUUCUUUGAGGCCAAGAAGUUGGUGUAAUGCUCACAGGACAUCACUGAUGGAGUUCAAGACAGGAGUGACAACCAUACAGAGCUGACUGGCAGAGAGACGCUUAAACCCGGGAAGCAAAUGAAUUUAGAACAUCCAGUGUGUUUAUGUGUUGUCCAUUAUUAAUUAUUCUGUGACUUAAAUGAUUGUGAUCAGUAAGCACCUAUGUCCAUUUCCUUGUAUUUUCCCCCAACUUUGUAUUGUUUCAUGUCAACUUGGUUGGACUGCACAUUAGGAGUGGCAAAUGUACCCAAGGUAAUGUUCAAUUCUGUUCCACUUUGUUUUGGAGAUUUGUCAUUCUGUAUACUGUAGGUUUAAACAGGUGGUAGUUUAAACAGUGGGCAGAGUGUUGGGCCAGUACCCGAAAGGUUGCUGGAUCGAAUCCCCGAGCUGACAGUCUGCCCCUUGAGCA